GCCUGCGUUUGUGCGUCUCUUUCUGGACUGGUUUAAACCGACAGAAAAUUGCCGGAGCUUGUACUUCUGACCUGCGGGGAGAAAUACAGCCUUCACCCCGCACACAGUGAGAGUUUACACACCCAGCUGCAGACAUUCACUCCCUGUACUAUGUCCACUUUCUGUGUGCAGACUCAGAGCCUCAGCAAAAAUGACCUCCUGUGAAGCCAUGGCCUCCAGUUGUCCCCUCCUGUUGUUGGUCCUGUGCAGUCUGACUGUGGCUGAAGCCCAGCUAAAGGUGUUUAACAUGCGGGCAAGCAAUCUUCCCUCCAGCAUCCUGGGAACCACAGACAGCUAUGUCAAGGGUUUCUGCGGCUCCGCCACUCUGGGUAAAACGUCUGUUCGCAACAACAACCCAAACCCCUGGUGGGAAGAGGUGUUCACCCACUUCAAGGCAGAGGAGAAAAACAUACUGAGGCUUGAGGUUCAUGACAGUGAUUUUAUCUUCGAUGACCUGCUGGGAGUCUGCCAGCGUCAGAUCAAGCUGGGAACUCAUGAGCAUGACUGCUUCCUGGAGAAAGGUGGCACGCUCCAUUAUACCUACACCCUCGGCUGAGACAGUCGUUAGGCAUGUAUAAAUGUAUCUGAUGUUAAGUCUUUACAUGCAGCUUCCAAUUCUCUCAGACUGGCUGCGAGGAACAUUAUCAUCCUAAUAGACUAGCUGUGAGGGCCAAGGUUCUUUGUACCAGAUCUAUGAUUCAUCAUUUAGGACAGAAAAAUAUUUACUCAAACUCAAAAUGUAAUCAGUAAACCUUGUUCUGGUGACUUUGUCACACUAAACCAUUGGCUAUUUUACUCUGUUUCCAAGGUUGUCAAUAGCAAAUAAACUGUACUGCAACAACCAAA
Perca fluviatilis (European perch) is the source of this 885-nucleotide messenger RNA. Its product is annotated as perforin-1-like. The coding region runs from base 191 to 595 and encodes 134 amino acids. NCBI's taxonomy places the organism in Eukaryota, Metazoa, Chordata, Actinopteri, Perciformes, Percidae. The transcript is spliced from 2 exons. The record is from RefSeq and is a predicted model, not a curated record.